ACCAUAGAAGACUGAAAUCUUGAAAAGUACACAUCUAAAAGGAAACUAUCAAAUGAAAGCAGUGACAAUGGUAUGAGCAAAACACUGUUAACGGAAAGUGAUAUUGAGAAUGAUAGUGUCCAUAAGAAGACAGGAGAAGAAACAGAUUCGGACCAUCAAUUUGAUAUAGAUUUCUUAUUGGAGGGUUGUAUUGAUGACAUAUCUUUUCAACAAGAUAAAAGUACAUCUGAACUCUUAAAAGAUGAAAGCAGUUUGGGAAGUAUAGAAGAUGAAAUAAUGGACAUCAAUCUUCCUGUAUCAAGUGAUAAUGAUGAAGUGGAUAAUGGACUUGAGAUAUUUUUAACCGAUUUCAUUAAUUAUGAAUCUGGCAAGAGAUCGAGAAUUGAAAAAGAAUUACUUCUGGAUUGUUCAUGAUCCAUUAUUUCUUUUGCAUAUCAAUGAACAAACAUGGUUAUGGUGACAAUAAAUAUGACUAGUAGUAAAAGGGAAA
Molecule: messenger RNA, 490 nt
Organism: Mytilus trossulus (common blue mussel)
Lineage: Eukaryota; Metazoa; Mollusca; Bivalvia; Mytilida; Mytilidae
Exons: 3
Coding region: 73-414 (113 amino acids)
Source: RefSeq, a predicted model, not a curated record